UCGGUCCACUGCUACCUGCUGCCUUCUGUCAUGUUUUGUCAGGUCAUUUUUAUUCAAUAUGUCAAAAUAUGCUUAAUAAUAUGCAGAUGGAAACCCAGCUGAUGACUUUCUUUUCCUUUUUGUGUUACAACGUAAUUUUUUCUUUGCUUUUGGGAAACUAAAGCCUGGUACACAUUUUUCUGAUCACACACCAUCAAAUUGCAGAAGAGUCACAGGUGUGUUUCCACAAGCAACUGUAAUAUGAUAACAAGGCUUGCAGAAACACCCAGCGUUUGCCAGGUAAAUCGAAACUUACAGUGCACCUGUGAGGUGUUUGAACAAAGCCAGCUCCAUAGCGGUUUGUGACCAGUGGCUCUCUGUUCUUGACCGUCCUGCACUGUAUCCAGAUGGCCUACCAACAACCUUACCUGCAUCCGAGACUCCCCUUUACGGGCUGCAUCCAGGGAGGCCUGUAUGAAGGGAAGACCAUCACUCUGACUGGCAGAGUCCUCCCAGGAGCGGAGAGGUUUCAUGUGAAUUUUCAAUGCGGUACUGUGGGGUCAGCCGACAUAGCCCUCCACUUCAACCCACGCUACAGCAGAAACUCGGGAUUCGUGGUUUGCAACACUCUGCAGAAUUCAUCCUGGGGCACGGAGGAACGGAGCCGCCAGAUGCCGCUGCCCCGAGGGUCCGGCUUCAUCCUCACCUUCCUGGUCAACCGUGACUCCUACACGAUAAUCGUAAAUGGAGCCCAUUUCAUGGAAUACUUGCACCGUCUCCCUGUUUCCCGCGUGAAUGCGCUCUCAGUGGAUGGGGGUGUAGAGAUUGACUCCAUUGCUUUCCAGAACCCAGCUACCUCCUGUGUCCAGCAGACCUCCUGUGUCCCACAACUUGGCUUUCUAUACCAGGGGCAGAGGGGCCAAAGCAAAGCAUCCGGUCGUAAACCACGGGCCCUACAAAAGCAGCACUUUGCAGGCCUGUCCCAGGCACCUCCUCCAUACAGCCCUCCACAAAAUUACGCUAUGCCGUACAAAACAAUCAUGCAAGGUGGACUUUACCCUGGAAAAACGAUCAUCGUCCAGGGUUUUAUCAACCACGAUGCAGACAGGUUCUGCAUCAACCUGCGCUUUAACUCUGGCCUUGCGUUCCACUUCAACCCGCGGUUCAGUGAAAACGCAGUGGUGCGCAACAGCCUGCUGCAGGAUAGGUGGGGUCCUGAGGAGAAGACGGGGGGCAUGCCCUUCUACAGAGGCCAGCCCUUCUCGGUGACCAUCGUCUGUGACACUCAGUGCUACAGGAUCAUGGUCAACGGCAUCCAGAUGUUCACCUACAACCACCGUUAUUUCCUGCUUCAGCAGAUUGACAUCCUGGAGGUUGAAGGCAACGUUAGCCUCAACUCUGUGUCAGCGUAAGGUCUGAUGCUCGUCCAGGGGCUGAUGUUUUGUGUGAAAAUUGGCUCUUUAUCAAUAAUCGAUUAGUUUAUAUGGAACCAUAAACACUCAAAGAACCCUUUGCAUGAUUAAAUGGUUUCUUUGCAUGGUGAAAGGGUUCCUCAGAUUGAUGGAGAAUG
Molecule: messenger RNA, 1549 nt
Organism: Colossoma macropomum (tambaqui)
Lineage: Eukaryota; Metazoa; Chordata; Actinopteri; Characiformes; Serrasalmidae
Product: galectin-9-like
Exons: 11
Coding region: 387-1391 (334 amino acids)
Biological process (GO): positive regulation of gene expression; negative regulation of type II interferon production; negative regulation of CD4-positive, alpha-beta T cell proliferation
Cellular component (GO): nucleus; cytosol
Molecular function (GO): carbohydrate binding; galactoside binding
Source: RefSeq, a predicted model, not a curated record